Messenger RNA from Cryptomeria japonica (Japanese cedar), 1741 nucleotides. Its product is annotated as tubulin alpha-3 chain. The record is from RefSeq and is a predicted model, not a curated record. Gene Ontology annotation, cellular component: microtubule; cytoplasm. The transcript is spliced from 5 exons. Gene Ontology annotation, biological process: microtubule cytoskeleton organization; mitotic cell cycle. Gene Ontology annotation, molecular function: GTP binding; structural constituent of cytoskeleton. Lineage: Eukaryota; Viridiplantae; Streptophyta; Pinopsida; Cupressales; Cupressaceae. The coding region runs from base 226 to 1575 and encodes 449 amino acids.
UUCCAAAUAAAAAUCCAAUACAGUCCAAACACAAGAAGCUAAUUUUUUCAAAAAUCUUGUGUACUAAAGGACUCGAGAAAGAGCUUCAGAUCAGUUUGCUUUACUUAGGUUUUUGAUCGGGCCUGCAACAAGCAAAACUAUCUCCCUCCCUAUCCGUACAAUCCGCUUGAAAAUAAACUGCAUUUAUUUCGCAUCAUCUUCAUUUUCCGAUAGAAUUAGUGGGAAAUGAGAGAAAUUAUCAGUGUUCAUAUUGGCCAGGCUGGAAUUCAAGUAGGAAAUUCAUGUUGGGAGCUGUACUGCCUCGAGCAUGGAAUUCAGCCAGACGGAACUAUGCCCAGUGAUACGUCGGUGGGUGUGGCACACGAUGCUUUUAAUACGUUUUUCAGCGAAACUGGGGCGGGGAAGCACGUGCCCAGAGCUGUGUUUGUAGAUCUGGAACCGACUGUCAUUGACGAGGUUCGAACUGGGGGCUAUCGGCAGCUUUUUCAUCCUGAGCAGCUGAUCUCUGGAAAAGAAGACGCUGCCAACAAUUUUGCUCGCGGUCAUUAUACUGUGGGAAAGGAAAUUGUGGACCUUUGCUUGGAUCGAGUAAGGAAACUGGCAGAUAAUUGCACAGGUUUACAGGGGUUUUUGGUUUUCAAUGCUGUCGGAGGAGGAACUGGAUCUGGGUUGGGUUCAUUGCUUCUUGAACGGCUUUCUGUUGACUAUGGCAAAAAAUCAAAGCUUGGAUUUACCAUUUAUCCAUCUCCUCAGGUAUCUACGGCAGUUGUGGAGCCAUACAACAGUGUCCUGUCAACUCAUUCUUUAUUGGAACACACAGAUGUUGCAGUUCUUCUGGACAAUGAGGCCAUAUAUGAUAUCUGUAGAAGAUCCUUGGAUAUUGAGAGGCCCACUUAUACAAACCUCAAUAGAUUGAUCUCUCAGAUUAUAUCUUCACUGACCACAUCUCUUAGGUUUGAUGGAGCCAUCAACGUGGAUGUGACAGAGUUUCAGACAAAUCUUGUACCAUAUCCUAGAAUCCACUUCAUGCUCUCCUCCUAUGCUCCAGUGAUCUCUGCAGAGAAAGCCUACCAUGAGCAGUUAUCUGUGCCUGAGAUCACAAAUGCAGUAUUUGAACCCUCCAGCAUGAUGGCCAAGUGUGACCCAAGACAUGGAAAAUAUAUGGCUUGCUGUCUCAUGUACCGGGGGGAUGUUGUACCCAAGGAUGUGAAUGCAGCUGUGGCAACCAUCAAGACUAAGCGAACUGUUCAGUUUGUUGACUGGUGUCCCACAGGAUUCAAAUGCGGAAUUAACUAUCAACCACCCACGGUGGUGCCUGGAGGAGACCUUGCUAAGGUGCAGCGUGCAGUGUGUAUGAUCAGCAACAAUACUGCAGUAGCUGAAGUGUUUUCUCGCAUUGACCACAAAUUUGAUUUGAUGUAUGCUAAACGAGCAUUUGUCCAUUGGUAUGUUGGCGAAGGCAUGGAAGAGGGAGAAUUUUCUGAGGCUCGUGAAGAUCUUGCUGCUCUCGAGAAGGAUUAUGAAGAAGUUGGAGCAGAAGGUACUGAUGAUGUUGAUGGAGAAGAAGAAUACUGAAGUUUUAUGUAACCUACUUCUACUCAGAAUUGCAAUAAUUUUAAAUAGUGGCUUGGAUUGAUUUUUCAUUUUUGUAAUAUACUAUUAUCAAUUUCUAGUAUUGGGUACUGCCAAAUUAAUUUUUUUGUCAAUGGAAGGUAAAAUCAAAUCAACAAUUUAUGCUUCA